Molecule: messenger RNA, 2775 nt
Organism: Temnothorax curvispinosus
Lineage: Eukaryota; Metazoa; Arthropoda; Insecta; Hymenoptera; Formicidae
Product: RNA-binding protein 24-like
Exons: 6
Coding region: 534-1550 (338 amino acids)
Cellular component (GO): cytosol
Molecular function (GO): RNA binding
Source: RefSeq, a predicted model, not a curated record
AACUGGCGAACUGAAGCGCCAUGCAGUAGCCGCGACAACUCAAACGGAAGACUCGGGCAUUCGCACGUGGGCCUUCGUCGGCGUCGGUUGCGUUUUGCGCGCGCUCUCGAUCGCAAAAAAAAACCGAGCACUGUUCGUAGCGCGUGGUGGACUAACGUACUGGCCGAAAACCACUCUGGAUGUAACAAGGUGCCUACAAUAUUUCCGAGUAUUCCUCUAGCGAGCCGAAUAGUCGUCUUUCCGAUAGUGCAUCGUGGUUCAUACAGAUCACGCGGAUUCCACACGGGCGGAAGAUCCCUCCUAACCUUGGUGUAUAGUACUGUUUGUGUAUCGUCAUUUUGGGAUUAUCACGGCAAUAGCUGCAGUGCGACAAACGAACGUACACAGUGCGUAAAAAAAACAAUAGGGAGCGUUCCGUGUCUAAAUGCUGCACGGCUUGUGGUGUUAUUAACGUUGACCGAGGUACCAAAGAACGUGUCAAGAUUGAGCAAGUCGUUGUUCCGUCUGGCGGUGAUCUCGCCAAAAUUUGGAGGAUGCUGAUGCCGGGUGCCGCGGGUCUCGGUGUGGGCGCCGUGGGUGCUGUAGGUACUGUGAGUGCCCCAGGACCCGACGAAUUGGUACAAGGAUUGGGGGCCCUCGCCGGUACUACGCCGCAGCAAAAGGACACGACAUGGACGAAGCUGUUCGUCGGUGGCUUGCCCUAUCAUACCACCGAUAAAAGUCUCAGGGAACACUUCAACGUUUAUGGGGAUAUCGAGGAAGCGGUCGUCAUCACGGACAGACAGACUGGCAAAAGCAGGGGCUAUGGCUUCGUAAUUAUGGGAGAUAGACCGGCGGCGGAGAGGGCAUGCAAAGAUCCUAACCCUAUUAUCGACGGUCGCAAAGCAAAUGUAAACUUGGCCAUUCUCGGAGCUAAGCCCAGGGGUAACUUGCAAACGACAUUCCCGUUCGCUGCAGGCAUCCGGGCUGGUUAUCCAACAGUGCUUCCCGGACAAUACGGAGUACCGCCGGGCUACGUGUACCAGUCGCCCUACCUGGCGGCUGCGGCGCCAGGUGGUCUGGUACCGCUGCCGACGACGCAGUUGAGCCACGCAGCCGCCGUCGCCGCGGCAUCGCAGUUCUACGAGUACCAGAACGCGGCGGCAGCCGCGGCGAGUUACCCGGGCACCUCGUACAACUUCGCCGAGGCGUAUCCGUACACCACCGCGGCCGCGGCUGGUACGUGUUUGAAUAGUGUCCAGAGCAAGGGUAGCAACUAUCCGAUACACCACCACCAAGCCCACCAACAGCAACAGCAAAACGGACCCGGUGCGACGUUGGCGCAUCAGCAGCAACGGUUGGAGAAAACUCUCCUGCCGCAAUUUCUGCCGUCCGUGCUGCGUGAUUACGCUAAUGCAGCCGCGGCAGGUUACGUGGGACCGUACACGUACGCGACUUUGCCAGGUGCCGCAGGACUACCGGCAGCGGCAGCGGCGGCGGCAACGGCAGCUGGAGCAGCUUUCCCAGGCUUACCGUAUCAGACAACACCUCAGGAGGCCAGAUUGCAAUAAAGCUUUAGCAUUAGACCGUCACGAGAUAGUUGCAGCUAAGCCUUCUACGAGACAGAAACGGGUGACAGAGCUGCGCGACACAUUCGAUCCUCGAUUGUCGUCUUCGGGGAUCAGCUCAUCAUCUUCCUCGUUAUUAGUUAUUUUUCGAGAAUUCUAUAUGUUCCUGAUUACGUCUCGCGAAUAUGUCGGAAUACACCAACCGCGAGAAUCGCAAGAGGCGAAGAGGAUGAGCCUCGACGAAGCGACAGACCGUCAGUGACCCGCAACUUCUCGCUAACAAUCUGUACUCUUCCCUUUUCGCCUCCCCGAUCGAAUCUUCCUCUCCCUUCUCCCAUAGAGCCUGGAUAACUGGCGCGCUCGACCAACAUAACGUGGAAUUUUAGAAAAGACGCAACGAUUUUUAGAGUUACGAUUAUAAUUAUAACGAUCGCUCGUUCGGGAAAGUGAUCCUCGACGUGCGAACGAUUCGGAACUUGAGAGCCGAAAAAAGAGGCUUAAGUGAACGUACUUUGGUCCGUAUUCAAAAGCUAUGUGCGUGAAAGGCCUAUUAUUGGGUUUCGAACAUCACGUUAUUCUAAUAUUUGAUGUGUAUUCUAAAAUGUCACAACCGGGCGAUGUAUCGAAAUGUAUAAUAACUACACGUUAUGAUUUUUGAAACAUAUCUUGAUUUUUAAAUUUAUCGAAUAUUAUAAUUCUGUGCUCCUAUACAUUUUCGUCGGUGGUUCCUAAAUCGAACGUAUCGUUCGCGAAUACGAAUUCUGUAAGCAAUCUUAACGGUGUCAUUCGAGAAACUUCUCUUCAGAGAACAUUCGUAGUUAUGACACACGAUAUGUCUUCGACAAAGUUAAUGCGCUAAAAAUAUAUCGACGAAGAUUAAUGCGAGAAGUCCGCGUAAUAGUUUUAGAAUCAGUUACAGAGAUGCGCGUUUUCGGAGAGAACGUGUUUUAAAUUUUAGUUAAAUUUUAAGUAGAUCAUAAAAAACGUAAUGAUAAAUAAAAUUUCUAGUGCUAUAAGUUGUUAAGUUAUAUUUUCACGCGCGUUUUCCGAUGAAGAAAAAGGUCGCGUUUGUCUGUAAUGGAUCAACUUUUAGGAUAACGCCUUAGGAAAGCGAGAGACGGAAUUUAUAGCCUCCUUGGCGAAUAAGAAUUUGCUAUUAAUAUAAAUAUACAUGUUGAUAUGUUCACAUAUAUGUAUAUAGUUAUAAUAAUUAUAAUAUGUAAUAAUU